ACCGAAGUGAAGGUCGUACCAGUUCCUCCUCCACCUCCUCCUCCUCUCCCAGAGCUCUUCCCGCCUCGCUCCUUAACCUGCAGUGGAACUUCCUCCGCCCGGCGCCUGCAGCCUCGAGUCAAGGCUGGGAUAAGAUGGAGGCUCUUCACCUGAUGGAUUCACUGGGGCUACAUUGCUGCUUCCACAGAGAGCCUGGAGUCUCAUGGAUGGCCUUUGAGAGGGACAGACUCCCAGCCCAGGUGGUGACGUUCAAGGAUGUGGCUGUGGAGUUCACGAGGGGGGAGUGGCGCCUCUUGUCCCCUCCCCAGAAGGAGCUGUACAAGGAAGUAAUGCUGGAGAAUGCCCGGAAUCUGCUCUCUAUGGGGCUUCCAGUACCCUCAGAAGACAUUCUAUCUUAUUUGGAGCAGAGGGAAGCCCCGUGGAUGCUGGAGCAAGAAGGCCUGAGGUGCUUCUGCCCAGGAGAGAUCAUACCUGAAAUGGAGGUGAAUCCAACAGAGAUGAGCCCUCCUGUGGAAGAAAUGGACCUACAAAGAUUCACGAGUGUUAGUCCCAAUAACUUUGAUUCCAGAGAAGUCUGUGUUGCUUCUCAAAAUUCAUCCUAUAUUGAAUAUCAAAGAAUGCACACUGAAGAACAAUCUAGUGAAAGUAAUCAGUGUGGAAAGUAUUUUAUGCAACGAGCCAGUCUUGCUCGACAUCACAGUAUUCACACUGGGGAGAAACCUUAUGUAUGUAAGCAGUGUGGAAAGACAUUCAGUCAUGGCCACAGUCUUGCUGAACAUCAGAGUAGGCACACUGGGGAGAAAACUUAUGAAUGUAAGCAGUGUGGUAAGACAUUCAAUCAGAGGUCCGGUCUUGCUCAACAUCAGAAAAUACACACUGGGAAGAAACCUUAUGAAUGUAAGCAGUGUGGAAAGACAUUCAGUCUUAGAUGCAAUCUUGCUCAACAUCAGAAAAUACACACUGGGGAGAAACCUUAUGAAUGUAAGCAGUGUGGAAAGACAUUCAGUCGUGGCCACAGUCUUGCUCAACAUCAGAGAAUACACACUAGGGAAAAACCUUAUGAAUGUAAGCAGUGUGGAAAGACAUUCAGUCAGAGAGGCCAUCUUGCUCAACAUCAGAGAAUACACACUGGGAAGAAACCUUAUGAAUGUAAGCAUUGUGAAAAGACAUUCAGUCGUGGCGACAGUCUUGCUUUACAUCAGAGAAUACACACUAGGGAGAAACCUUAUGAAUGUAAGCAGUGUGGAAAGACAUUCAGUCAGAGAGGCCAUCUUGCUCAACAUCAGAGAAUACACACUGGGGAGAAACCUUAUGAAUGCAAGCAGUGUGGAAAGACAUUCAAUCAGAGAUGCCAUCUUGCUAAACAUCAGAGAAUACACACUGGGGAGAAACCUUAUGAAUGUAAGCAGUGUGGAAAGACAUUCAGUCAUGGCCACAGUCUUGCUGAACAUCAGAGAAUUCACACUGGGGAGAAACCUUAUGAAUGUAAGCAGUGUGGAAAGACAUUCAGUCUUAGAUGCAAUCUUGCUAAACAUCAGAGAAUACACACUGGGGAGAAACCUUAUGAAUGUAAGCAGUGUGGAAAGGCAUUCAGUCAUGGCCACAGUCUUGCUGAACAUCAGAGAAUUCACACUGGGGAGAAACCUUAUGAAUGUAAGCAGUGUGGAAAGGCAUUCAGUCAUGGCCACAGUCUUGCUCAACAUCAGAGAAUUCACACUGGGGAGAAACCUUAUGAAUGUAAGCAGUGUGGAAAGACAUUCAGUCUUAGAUGCAAUCUUGCUCAACAUCAGAGAAUACACACUGGGGAGAAACCUUAUGAAUGUAAGCAGUGUGGAAAGACAUUCAGUCGUGGCCACAGUCUUGCUCAACAUCAGAGAAUACACACUAGGGAGAAACCUUAUGAAUGUAAGCAGUGUGAAAAGACAUGUAGUCCUGGCCACUGUCUUGCUCAACAUCAGAGAAGGCACACUGGGGAGAAACCUUAUGAAUGUAAGCAGUGUGGAAAGACAUUCAGUCAUGGCCACAGUCUUGCUCAACAUCAAAGAAUUCACACUGGGGAGAAACCUUAUGAAUGUAAGCAUUGUGGAAAGACAUUCAGUCGUAGUUACAGUCUUGCUUUACAUCAGAGAAUACACACUGGGGAGAAACCUUAUGUAUGUAAGCAGUGUGGAAAGACAUUCAAUCAGAGAUGCCAUCUUGCUCAACAUCAGAGAAUACACACUGGGGAGAAACCUUAUGAAUGUAAGCAGUGUGGAAAGACAUUCAGUCAGAGAUGCCAUCUUGUUAAGCAUCAGAGAACUCAUACUGGGGAGAAACCUUAUGAAUGUAAGCAGUGUGGAAAGGCAUUCAGUCACAGAUUCAGUCUUGCACAACAUCAGAGAAUACACACUGGGGAGAAACCUUAUGAGUGUAAGCAGUGUUGAAAGACAUUCAGUCAUGUCCACAGUCUUGCUGAACAUCAGAGUACACACUGGGGAGAAACCUUAUGAAUGUAAGCAGUGUGGUAAGACAUUCAGUCUUAGAUGCAAUCUUGCUCAACAUCAGAAAAGGCACACUGGGGAGAAACCUUAUGAAUGUAAGCAGUGUGGAAAGGCAUUCAGUCACAGAUUCAGUCUUGCACAACAUCAGAGAAUACACACUGGGGAGAAAACUUAUGAAUGUAAGCAGUGUGGAAAGACUUUCAUUAAGAACUCCUGUAUUGCUCAACAUCAGAGUACACACUGGGGAGAAACCUUAUGAAUGUAAGCAGUGUGGAAAGACAUUCAGUCUUAGAUGCAAUCUUGCUCAACAUCAGAAAAGGCACACUGGGGAGAAACCUUAUGAAUGUACGCAGUGUGACGAGACAUUCAGUCGUAACUCCCAUCUUUCUCGACACCAGAUUAUUCACACUAGGGAGAAAGUAUGAAUGUAAGAAAUGAGGAAAGAUGUUCACAAUGCAAAUCCAGUCUUGCUAUUGUGUGAAGGAAAUUCCCCUUUUUCCCUUUCUGGGGCAGCAGUAAUCAAAAUAUAACAAAUGAUGUCAAUUUCAAAUGUGAAAUUAUUGGCAUUCCAACAUCAGUUGAUUGCAUUAUCAGAAUUGUCUAAUAUAGAAAAUCACCAUGCAUCUAAUAGCUUUAUACCCUAUACUGAUUGCACUCACAGGUUAAUGUAACAACUGAUACAAUCACUUAUUUCUACAAUUUUUAAACCGAUCACUUGCAUAUGAAGUUUUAUGCCUAUUUCACAUUAUGGUCUAUGCAAGAUCUAUUUAUCAUACCAACACAGAACUUGUGAAUAUUGGAUUUGGCUAUCCACUGGUUGUAACAAUGAAGUUAUUUAUUGGUUCCUUGAUUUUGAAUGUUGAAUUGUAAUCCCCUGUCUGUUGAUUUAAUCUCCAGGAAUGUAAAUACAGUAAUUGAAGUUGAGUGUGAAGAUGUGCCCAUAUUAGAUCUGAUCAACAAGGUUGUAAAUCUCCCACUUAAUCAUUAAGUGGGAUGUCUGUGACCCACGUGUGUGUGAUUGGUAGAUGUGGAAUUAGGGGAAGUGAAGCAAAAAAAAUAUUUAAAAGAAAGACAGGGGCCUGAGGGAAGUUGGUUUUCUGGGAAUUUUUAGUGGUUGGUCUGGGAGUUUGAAUGAGACACUUGGAAUGGGGCCUGCUAAAGUUGAGGCUUAUAAAAGAAUCUGCUGUUUGAACUGACACCAUAGUGAGUGUAAAUACUGACUUCUUUCCUUGCCCUUUCUGGAGGCAUGAGUCCCCAGUCAUGGCCCAUCAUCUUGAGACUCCUUUCCCCUGGCUGGGGCCUUAGAAUUGCUACGAGGGUCAGAGGAAGCAAGAUCUCUCUCGCUCUCUGUGUCUUCCCUUCUCUCUUCCAUGAUAUCUUCCCUUGAUUGUAAAAUAAACUACCAUAAAUUCAA
This is a messenger RNA of Monodelphis domestica (gray short-tailed opossum), 3894 nucleotides long. RefSeq lists its product as uncharacterized. Gene Ontology annotation, biological process: regulation of transcription by RNA polymerase II. The record is from RefSeq and is a predicted model, not a curated record. Gene Ontology annotation, molecular function: DNA-binding transcription factor activity, RNA polymerase II-specific. Lineage: Eukaryota; Metazoa; Chordata; Mammalia; Didelphimorphia; Didelphidae. Gene Ontology annotation, cellular component: nucleus.